GUCAGUAUAGAUUGGCUAUAUUGUUAAAUUAUUCCUGCUGAAGGCUGAAAAACAUUAUCUUAUCAAAGACAACUUUUUAAGACCCUCAGUUAUUUCAAAUUUCCUGAAAAUAUUUGCUAUGUGUUUCUUUAUUCAAUAAAUCAUGUUUCUUUGAAUUUUCCAAUCUGGGAACUAUGCUAGUGCUUGCUCAGAAUGUUUUCAUGAGCAUAUGGAUAAAAAUUAAAUUCGAUAUAAAACAUGUUUUCCGCUUUUAAAAGACUUGCUAACAAGGGUGAUGGAACUCCUAACGGUGCUUCCACCCCUGGAAAAAUUACCAGUCACCAAACAAUGUCUUCAUCACUUCAACGGAAAUUCGCUAAGGGUGUUCAAUAUAACAUGAAAAUUGUUAUAAAAGGUGAUCGGAACGUAGGCAAAACAUGUCUGUUUCAUCGACUUCAAGGAUUAAAAUUUAUAGAAGAAUAUGUGCCGACAGAAGAAAUUCAAGUUGCAUCUAUCCAAUGGAACUACAAGGCUACAGACGAUAUAGUUAAAGUUGAAGUCUGGGACGUGGUUGAUAGGGGUAAGAAGAAGAAACAUUUCGAUGGACUCAAGCUAGAAAAUUCCCAACUGGAGAUGCCAGAGGAAGCCGCAUUAGAUGCAGAGUUUUUGGAUGUUUACAAGGGUACAAAUGGUGUUAUUAUAAUGCUAGAUUUAACCAAAUCGUGGACUUUUGAUUAUGUCCAAAGAGAGCUGCCCAAAAUUCCUAGUCACAUUCCAGUUAUAAUUUUAUCUAAUCACUGCGAUAUGUCACAUCACCGGACUGUUACUGCAGAUCAUGUGAACUUUUAUAUUGAUUCAAUAGCAGAAAGUAGGUCUGCGCAAAUUAGGCAUACCGAGUCAUCUAUGCGAAAUGGUUUUGGACUUAAAGUUUUACACAAGUUUUUCAAUUUGCCAUUCUUGCAAUUGCAAAAACAGUCUCUGCUACGACAACUUGAAAGAAACGAACUCGAGACUGCGGCAACUAUACAAGAAUUGGAUAUAUUUUGCGACUCCGAUGAAGCAAAUUAUAGCAAAUUCUUAGAGAAUUUGGUCAAAAAACGGCGGGAAGUUGCCGAUUCCAAUGCUAACAUCCCACCCCCAUUGGCGCGCCCCCCCGUUCCGGGAAACUCUACGACUACCGAUAUGAAACGUUCACAGAGUUGUUCCAUCGUAAUUGGUGCAGGCAGACCCAUACCAUAUGGUAACUCGUCGAACUUUAACGAUCCGAAACCGUCUGUGUCAGCCAUCAAUAAUACCGAGGUAGCUAAAAACCGGUUACCAGAUAAAAAGAAGUUGGAAAUUAGUCCCGUAACUUCCCUCGAGGAGUUUUGCCCAGAUGGUGGCCAGUUAUCUGGGUUUCUGGAUGAUGUUCAAGUCAAUCUGCAGAGCAAUUUGAAAUUGGUACCUGAUGAACUAUCUGAUUCCGAUACGGAUACCGGUAAUCCGCUAGUAUCGGAACUUCAAGAGGACAUUGAACCCGAGGAAUUGUCAAUCUCAAAACCGCCAAUAAAAGUCGUUCGAAAGAUGGACGGUGUGUGCUCGGCCCCUGUUAGGAUAGGAAAAUCUGACGGCAGCAGCGAAAUUGAGCUGGAAAAGACUUUGCCGGAUGAUUAUGACAUGAAACAAACUGUGGACGAGUUUGAUUCUACUAUUAAUUCUGAGAUAUCGGAGUUGACGUCGGAUGUCUAUGACGCUUGGAUAGGUACCGAUACUAAGUUGAGACGAUCGCCCGAAGGAGGCGAAGAUAAUUCACUUGUAAGCCAGACCUUGGAUUAUAGUAACAGUGCUGCAUAUGACGAUACGACCAGCGUGACAUCUUCUAACGUUCACAUGGAACUUUUGACUUCUAAGAAAACGCCCAGUUCGGGCAACAUAAGUUUCCAGAGCGAAUGUGAAGACACGCACCCCUCCACUUCGUUGAAAAAGGACAAAGUGAAGGAAAAGUCUGAGAAGAAAGAAAAACAUAAAAAAUCGAAACACAAAGACAAAGAGAAAAACCACACCUCGAACAAACUCGACAAAGGCGAGAAGAAGCUGAAGCGCAAAUCUCGUAGCGGCACAGCGUCUCGCAGAGACGAGCUCGAAGAGUUUUUGAACGGCAGUCCCCAUUCACCUAUCAACGAUGACGCUUACGAGAGCAUAUAGCAUUUAUGCAAUUCAAUACCAAAGAAUUUAAGACACGUGUUGAUCUGCCAGAGAAUGCUAUUUGAGCCGUUGGUGGACGUGUUUGUGGCUACUUAGAGGGCCGCAAAUGGGCAGAGUCGUGAUAUAUUGUAAGAGGCCAAAUUUAUUAAAAUGACAAAAGCGAAAGUGAUAUACGGAGUUAUGCGCAAUGUCGUUAUGUUUUUUCUUGUAUACAGCCAUUCCUGAAAAAGACAAUAUAUUUAAAAUACAAUACCUGUAAGAUUGUUUCAUUUACACAUUUCAAUUUCGAAAAAAUUAUUGCCUCAUAGUAUUUCUAUCGCUGCAGUUGCUUUUUAUAUCCAUACAAGAUUUUAUAUUAGCUUUAAUGUUGUUAAAAUGGAAACUGCGUUUAUAUAUUGUUAGUGCGUAAUAUUUUCGUGAAGUCUGCAUGCAUUCUCGAAUUAAUAUGGUGCAUUUUGCAAAUUAACUAAUCCUAAAAAAAAUCCGAGUUACUGUUUUAUAUUGUUGUAUUACUGUAUAAUAAAGAGAUAUAUCUA
This is a messenger RNA of Cylas formicarius (sweet potato weevil), 2699 nucleotides long. RefSeq names its product rab-like protein 6. The coding region runs from base 238 to 2163 and encodes 641 amino acids. The transcript is spliced from 6 exons. Gene Ontology annotation, molecular function: GTP binding. Lineage: Eukaryota; Metazoa; Arthropoda; Insecta; Coleoptera; Brentidae. Gene Ontology annotation, cellular component: cytosol; nucleus. The record is from RefSeq and is a predicted model, not a curated record.